This is a messenger RNA of Mytilus trossulus (common blue mussel), 2578 nucleotides long. RefSeq names its product protein arginine N-methyltransferase 1-like. Gene Ontology annotation, biological process: peptidyl-arginine methylation. Gene Ontology annotation, cellular component: nucleus. Gene Ontology annotation, molecular function: protein-arginine N-methyltransferase activity. The transcript has 10 exons. The coding region runs from base 124 to 1197 and encodes 357 amino acids. The record is from RefSeq and is a predicted model, not a curated record. NCBI's taxonomy places the organism in Eukaryota, Metazoa, Mollusca, Bivalvia, Mytilida, Mytilidae.
GCACUAAGGCAACCUGAACAUUCCAACUUUCAUUUGAAAAAAUCAUACCUUUAUUCAUGUGAACAACCUACGCAGAUUUUCGUGACGUUUUACACAACCAUGUGCUCACACGCACAAUAGCAAAUGGCGGAACACAUGGAGACCACACAGACAAGUUCAGACACGGCCAGUGCCACCAAAACGCCAAAUGGAAAUGUUGCACCAGAGGAGAUGACAUCAAAAGAUUAUUAUUUUGAUUCCUAUGCACAUUUUGGCAUCCAUGAGGAAAUGUUGAAAGAUGAAGUUAGAACUUUGACGUACAGAAACUCAAUGAUCCAUAACAAACAUUUGUUUCGUGGAAAAGUAGUCCUUGAUGUCGGCUGUGGAACAGGAAUACUCUGUAUGUUUGCAGCUAAAGCAGGGGCUUCAAAGGUCAUUGGUAUUGAAUGCUCUGGUAUUAUAGAGUAUGCACAGAAAAUUGUUGAUGCAAACAAGUUUUCUGAUGUGGUAACUCUGAUCAAAGGAAAGGUGGAAGAGGUACAAUUACCUGAUGGUAUUGAAAAAGUAGACAUCAUCAUCAGUGAAUGGAUGGGCUAUUGUCUCUUCUAUGAAUCUAUGUUAAACACAGUUAUCUUUGCCAGGGACAAAUGGCUGAAUCCAGGUGGUAUGAUUUUCCCAGACAGAGCUACAUUGUAUGUAUGUGCCAUUGAAGAUAGGCAAUACAAAGAUGAGAAAAUCAAUUGGUGGGACAACGUAUAUGGCUUUGAUAUGAGUUGUAUCAGAAAGACCGCCAUUGCAGAACCUUUGGUAGAUGUAGUUGACCCUAAUAUGGUUGUUACCAAUGCCUGUCUUGUCAAAGAGGUUGACAUAUAUACAGUACAGUUAGAUGACCUGUCUUUCACAGCUCCUUUUCACCUUCAGUGCCGUAGAAGUGAUUAUAUUCAUGCUCUUGUCACAUAUUUCAACAUUGAAUUUACAAAAUGUCACAAACGAACUGGCUUCUCAACAGCACCAGAAGCACCAUACACCCAUUGGAAACAGACAGUAUUUUAUUUUGACCAGUUAGAUCUGACUGUCAAGAAAGGAGAAGAAUUAUAUGGAACAUUAAGUGUGAAACCAAAUAAAAAUAAUGUGAGAGAUCUUGAUUUUGAAAUAGAUGUUGACUUCAAGGGAGAAAUCUCAGCAAUGAAGGAGUCAAUGGUCUACAAAAUGAGAUAAACAGUAAGGAGUGAACCUACGGCUGAUAAAAUCACGGCCGUGCUGAACUCUGCGUGGUCCCUUUGUGUUCUUGUUGAGCAGGAACAAAAGUUACUGGAAUGUGUGUUUGAACAUCAAUACAAAGAGCCAGAUCACCAGCUCAAAUGUAGAAACUAAAAACUAGAAUAUUUUUAAUAUUGUAUACUCUUAAUUUUUUACAUCAACAGUUCUUGUUUUAUGAAACGAUGAAAAAAUUAUGAAAAAAAAUAAUUUUAUAUUUUAUGUCAGCACUGAAAUAAUAUGUUUUGCUUGUUAAUGGAUUUUCUUGUAAAUGUAUGUAUACUUUCAAAGGUUGUGUUAGACAAAACUCUCUUAUUUUGUGAAUAUCAUGAUCGAAAUUAACCAGUUAGUUGCAUAUAUGUCUGUUCAAGAGUCCAAAACAAGGAAUUACUUUGAAUUUGCUCUGUAGGCCAGUUGAAAUUUCUUGCCUUCCUGUUCAAAAGGGUGAUUGCUGACCCAUUUUCUGACCCUGAACAAAUUUACUGGUCUAAAAGGGCUUUUAUUGUAACCCUUUCAGUCAAACUUCAAAUGUUGCGUCAUAAAUGAAAUAAAUAUGAUGAAUUAUGCAAGUAAUUCCUGAAUUUGAUCUGUCCGGAUGUAACAGUAGAUGUGACAUAGUUUUGUGAUAAAAACAGUCAUUCAGGAGUUAAUGUUUUGGAUCCCCAGUUCAACAUUAGUUUAAUUCAGUGCAUAUACUUAAAUGACAUGACAUUAAAAUGACAAUGACUUCACAGUAUGUUUGUACUGUUGUAUUGAAAAUAGUACCGGUAACUGUGUUAUAUAAAUCAUACUUGUCUAUUUACUUAGUUUGAAUAUGUCAGUAUUGUUUUAUAACUUUGAACAAAUUGCAUGUACAUGUACUAGAGAAAUCCUGAGUGUAUUGGUAGCAGAUUGAAGGAAAGACACUGGCUUGUUGAUGUGCAAAUGUAGAUAUGUAUCAUUUAUAUAUAUUAAGACAUUUUGCUUAAAUUUAGACAUAAAAUGUGAGUAAAUCAGAAAUACUGACAUGGUGUAUUUUAUAACUACCUGUUGUCAUUGAAAACUUAGACCAGCAACCAUUUAUCCUGACUAUCUUGAAAAUUCUGGGUAAUGGAUAAUGCUCACUUCAAAAUUGUCAGUUCCUUACAAAACAAAACCUGCAUAGUAUAAUUAAAGGUGAAUUUGAUACAUUUUACCCUUUGUAACAUUUUGAAAUGUAUUUUGUAAAUCAGGGUUGAUUGUUACCUGAUAUUUGACCUGGCACUCAAUUCAUUGCUUCUACAUUAUAUCAUUGUCAUUUCAUGUUUAUCAAUUUCAUAUAUCAUGCCUCUAUAAGCAAAUGAAUUAAAAAUUACAAAGGCUU